UAGACUUAAUUCAGUAACUUAGCCUUGUUAAAAGUAUGCUCCACUAAUUCAAGGUACCUUAGAGUGAUUCUCUGUCUCGCUUGUGCUGACUCUUGAGUUUUCACGUCAUGGGUUCAGAAGCCUGAAGAAGCAAUCCAGCAAGACUCCAACCACCUCUUUUACAAAGUUACCAUUCACCCACAUCAGACGUAUCCAUACACCAGGCAGUUUGAAAGUACCAUCUGACUGGUGUCUGGCCUGGCUAUUGUCUCCGUGGUGAAGCCUCCGGCUGUGGGUUGCUAUGCCGGUUCCCUGUGGGUCUGUCUGGGUCACAGCGAGGGUGCUGCCACGCCGCUGAGGUUGGUCUGCCUGUCUUCCAGCCUGCCGCCCCCAUGAGCCACGCGGGCACCCUACAGAGACGCACCACCUACCUCAUCUCCCUUACCCUGGUCAAGGUCGAGGCCGUGGGGGGUGAUGGAGUUUCCAUCGGACCCCAGCCACAACGGACCCUUGCUCUGGGGAGAGCAGGAGUGGAGGGCCCAGAGGAUGAGGAGCUGAGCAGGACCACUGAGGAUGAGGGAGGACAUGCAUGUGCCGAGGGGAACACAGAGAUGGAGGAAGAGGAGCAGGAGUACGUUAGCUUUGGGGGACCUGUACAGGAGCGGGAGAAGCCUGAGAUAAAUGAGCGAGAGAGCCGUGGUCCAGGUUCCUCAAAAGAUGUCACGUUGGAGACUAAGAGCAAGGAGUCUCCCCUCUUACCGAAGAAUGUGAAAGACCAAGUGAAAGGACUUGCAGGGGUGUCAGAUGUCCCCUCAGUGGGAGGGCUGAGGAGAGAGGGAACCCGCCCUAAAACAGAGCUCUAUAGGGAGCCACCCAUGCUGUUCCCAAGGUGCGAGGAAGGGAUGGGCGAUGCAAGCAACACCCUCUCCCGAGGCAGCAUGCCCAUCACCGUACCGCCCAGGCUCACCCAGAGACCCGAGGUCCUGAUGAGGUCACAUGCCGGGGGCGGGGCUGUAAGCCGGCGGGAAUUGAGGGAAGCCAAUCAGAGUGUGCCUCCAUCCGCCAAGAGUCUGGACCGCAAAGACAACCGCAUAGGGGACCGGUCUCCCAUGACAGCUGCUGUGGCCUCUCUGGGACCAUACCGGGCGUCCUGGGCGGACAGUGAUGGCAGGUCCACCCUCCUUCGCCAGGGAACCCCCGUAGGGGGGGGGUUUACGGACGUGGUGACCAGGGAAAGCCCCAGAGGGGACAGGCUGAAGACAGGCUCAACCUCCCUGCCAGCCCAACCCACCCCUCAGAUAUCCAAGCCGCCGAGGAAGGGCAAGAGCCGCACUCUGGACAACAGUGACCUGCACUCCCUCUCUGAGGACCUGAAGAAGGGGAAGGACAGCCAGAGUCAGGGGGGUACCACCCAGCGUCCCCCCGCCCGUGACCGCAAGAUGCUCAAGUUCAUCAGCGGCAUCUUCACAAAAAGUACGCCUGCACCUCCCUGCUCCAACACAGCGCCCCCUAUCUACACGCCCAUUCAGAGGGGUUCUAGUGAGGAGGAAGCAGCUUGCGGUAACAGUCAAGAAUGGACCUUCAGUCGAACCGUCCAAGAGCUCCGUCUGGGGGUGUUGGGAGGUCUCCGCAGUGGGAAGUCAGCCCUGGUCCACAGACACAUGAGCGGCAGCUACCAGCCCCUGGAGAACCCAGAAGGGGGCAGGUAUAAGAAGGAGGUACUUGUUGAUGGCAAGAGUCACAUUUUGCUGAUCAGGGAGGAGACAGGACCCCCGGAUGCACAGAUGGCUAGCUGGGUGGACGGGGUCAUCCUGGUCUUCAGUCUGGAGAAUGAGGCCAGUUUCCAGGAAGUGUACAGGAACUACAGCGAGCUUGGCAUCCACCGCAACAUCGCUGAGAUCCCCUUCAUAGUGGUAGGAACCCAGGAUAAAAUCACCAGCACCAACCCUCGGGUGAUAGAGGAUGCCAGGGCUAGACAGCUGUGUUCAGACGUCAGGCGCUGUACCUACUACGAGACAUGCGCUACCUAUGGCCUCAACGUCAACCGCGUCUUUACCGAGGCUGCCCAGAAGAUCAUGGCAGUGAAGAAGCAGGCAGCUCUACUGGCCUCCUGUAAAUCCCUGCCCAACUCCCCCAGUCACUCUGGAGGCUCUACCCCAGUGUCAGGAGUCUUCCCUGGUCAGGCCAGUAAUGGUGGUCAGAGCAGUGACUACUCGUCCUCUCUGCCCUCCACCCCAGUGAUCAGUCAUAAGGAGAUCGGUGGGGCAGCAGGGGGGGAGAGGCUGGGCAGCGCCACCCCAGGGUCUGUCCGCAGUGCCCCACGGCGACGCACCGGCUCCCGCUUCACGGGCCGUAGGGGCAGUGACUCGGAGAGGAGGAGUACAGACGGUAAGAUAGGAGACCUGGGUAGUGGACGCUCCAUCCCCAUCAAACAGAGCAUCCUGCUGAAGCGCAGUGGGAACUCCCUCAACAAGGAAUGGAAGAAGAAAUACGUCACGCUGUCCAACAACGGCAUGCUCUCUUAUCACUCCAGCGUCAACGACUACAUGCAGAAUGUCCAUGGGAAAGAGAUGGACCUGCUGAGGGUGACUGUGAAGGUGCCAGGGAAACGCCCGCCCCGUGCUGGUGCCGUCCCUUCCUGUGGUCCUCCGCCCGGCCUCAACGGCCUGGUCAAAGACGUCCAGGGGCCUGAGGGGGCCAGCGCGGUCCCUGGUAGUGGUAGUAACCUCCUGCCCGUAGAAGAGGGGGCGGGAGGAGGGUUGUCUCCUGGGGGGAACAGAGGGGUGCAGCGCUGCCCCUCUACUCUCUCUAGCAAGCCCCAAAGCAUGGACUCUGCCAUCGAGGGGGUGUCCAGACCCUCCUCCUAUAAAGAUACAGGCCCAGCCUCCCCAAUGGUUGACAGGAAGAAGCAUCGCAGGAAGAAGAGCAUGAAUCAGAAAGGAGACGUAGCCAUUGGCCAAGCAGAUGCAAAGCGCAAAAUGUGGAAACUAAAAAGCUUUGGUAGCUUAAGAAACAUAAACAAGACAGACGAGGAUAACUUUGACUUUCUGAUCGUGUCGAGCACGGGCCAGACGUGGCACUUCGAGGCCCAGAGUGUGGAAGAGAGGGACUCCUGGGUGACGGCCAUCGAGAGCCAGAUCCUGGCCAGCCUGCAGCUGUGUGAGAGCAGCAAGAACAAGACUCGUAAGAACAGCCAGAGUGAAGCUGUGGCACUGCAGGCUAUCCGUAAUGCCAAGGGCAACAGUCUCUGUGUGGACUGUGAAGCACCUAACCCAACAUGGGCCAGUCUGAACCUGGGGGCUUUGAUCUGCAUUGAGUGUUCAGGAAUCCACAGGAACCUGGGCACACACCUGUCCCGUGUCCGCUCUCUGGACCUGGACGACCUGCCCAGAGAACUCACCCUGGUGUUGGGUGCCAUCGGCAACCACCUGGCCAACAGCAUCUGGGAGGGAUGUACGCUGGGCCGCAGAAAACCCACGCCCGACGCCACACGAGAGGAGCGGGAGUCAUGGAUCCGAGCCAAGUACGAGCAGAGGUUGUUUGUGGCUCCGCUGGCCCUGCCCUCCUCCAGUCAGGGGUUAGAGGUCAACACGCUGUCAGCCAGUCUGCUGGCGGCCGUGAUGGAGAGGGACCUCCCCCGUCUGCUCCUUCUCCUGGCCCAUAGCACCAAGGAUGACAUCAAUGCCCCCCUUCCCCCAGGGGGUCACCUCUCUCCACCUCCCCCUGCUGCCUCCCCCAGCCCUCCCCUGGAGGGCUCCCUCCGGCCGCCUUGCUCUGCGCUGCACGCCGCCUGCCAGCUCGCCGACGUGGUCAUGACCCAGCUGCUGGUCUGGUAUGGCAGUGAUGUGAGGUGUCGGGACGCCCAGGGGCAGACGGCCGUCACGUUGGCACGUUAUGCUGGCAGUCAGGAGUGUGCCGACAUCCUCCUGCAGUAUGGCUGCCCCAACGAGCCCGCCCCUUCGGUUGCCACAACACCAAGCCUCUCGGUUGCCACGACACCCAGCCUUUCCCGCAAGAGCAGCGCAGGCAGCCUCAGCCGCAGCAGCUCCAGAAGAGCAGUGUCUUAAUGUGAGGGGGGUAGAAUACGUGUGUGUGUGUGUGUGAGAGAGGGGGGGAUAUGUGUGUGGGUGGAUGUGUGCGUCAGUGUGUGUUAGAAUGCCCGUGUGUGUGUGAGAGGUUGUGUGGGUGGUGCAUGUGUGUUUGUAACCAUAUGUAUGCCCGGGUGGCUCUAGUUGAAUGGGGAGGCUGUGUCCUCAGUGUCCUCUAAAAAGGAACCCAUGAAGUCACACCAGGAUGUAGUCACAGACCAAAAGGACUGAAUGGACAAGCAGCUAAUACUGUUACCAACGUAAAGCCAGAAGGCAGAGCUCACUCUUACCUGGCUUUGUGUGUGUGUGUGUGUGUGUGCGUGCGUAUGAGUGUGUGUGUGUGAGAGAGGGACUGCUCCACUCAGUGGCUGCCUUGUCCCCACUAUGGCGCUGAUGAUCCACUCUUCCAGGCUCCCCUCACCACCGCUCUGUGGGAACUUUGACCUGUGUGUUACUGCUACACCACCACCCGUGCCCUGCACCUUAGUAACACACAGACAGAAAGACAAAGGGAUAAUGUAAUGACAAGCGCUGGGGCCAAAAUGGUGGCCCAUCCUGUAUGCUGACUUGGGUUCAUGCCCAAUCACAUCUCUCAAACCACAGGGCUGGGAGAGGAAAAUGAACCAGAGGUACAGAACUGCAAUAAUUGAAUUACCAGUGUGAGACAGUGGAUUUGUAGCUUUUUCUCACCCUACUGUACCUCUAGGUGCUUGGAAUCCCAUGAUAACAGACUACAAUAUGAAAACGGGAAGAUGCUUUCCGUUGUCGACGGCAGAAAAUGUCAAUUUAAAAUUCAAUAUGAACAUUUCUCCUGUGCUUCGAUGGUUAGGUGGAGCAGGUUAACUCAAAAUGCAGCUAAAUCAAUGAAGAUGCUACAUUAUGAUAAAAUGAGUAUGAGGGGGCUCAUUGAAUCCUCUGAACGGCAUUGUAUUUACUCACGCAGAAACAAAACAGUGGAGCCAAGACCAACAACAACUGCCAGUGCUGGAACGAACAUAACCACUGUUAAACCUCAUCACUGUACCACAGUCAAACAAAACGGUCAGUUACUGAACAAUGCUCAGCUGAGGUCAAAUUCAAAAGAAAUACUGUCCGACAGAUAAAGGAUUUUGUAUUUUAAGAAUUUAGGUCAAAAUAAUAAUUGUAUAGAAAGACAUAUAUGAAAUUGAUAUUAUUACUUUACUUGUCAUAGUUAUCAAUAUUGAGAAGUACUUCAUGUUCAAGAAUGUUAUUGUAUGUUCUGAAGUUUGUAUGGUAGGUUCUUGUUUGUAAUACACAUGGGUUACUCUUAGCUGUUGAGAGAUUCAAAACUGUGACAGAUUUGGUGAUUCAUUUUAUUUGGCAGUCCGCUAUCUAAAGUAAGUACGCUCCCUGGAAAGUGGUCUUUUUUUAUUUGACAUAUUUGGACACAUGGAUAUCUGAGCUAAAUUCCAACCACAUUCAUUGAUAAAUGUGAUCCAAUUUAACAAAUCACACAAAGAAAAUGUUACUUUGAAAAUGUUAUGCAAUUAAAAUAAACAAAAAUGCAAUUUCUUUAAGCAGAAAAAGUUAGUACACACCUACCUUUACCAUCACAUAAAAUGGCUAA
Oncorhynchus masou masou (cherry salmon) is the source of this 5655-nucleotide messenger RNA. Its product is annotated as arf-GAP with GTPase, ANK repeat and PH domain-containing protein 1-like. Gene Ontology annotation, cellular component: nucleus. Bases 372 to 4046 code for a protein of 1224 amino acids. NCBI's taxonomy places the organism in Eukaryota, Metazoa, Chordata, Actinopteri, Salmoniformes, Salmonidae. The record is from RefSeq and is a predicted model, not a curated record. The transcript has 19 exons. Gene Ontology annotation, biological process: activation of GTPase activity; negative regulation of neuron apoptotic process. Gene Ontology annotation, molecular function: GTPase activity; GTPase activator activity; GTP binding.